Messenger RNA from Paralichthys olivaceus (Japanese flounder), 3573 nucleotides. RefSeq names its product ras homolog family member Q (gene rhoq). Lineage: Eukaryota; Metazoa; Chordata; Actinopteri; Pleuronectiformes; Paralichthyidae. The record is from RefSeq and is a predicted model, not a curated record. Gene Ontology annotation, biological process: cortical actin cytoskeleton organization; small GTPase-mediated signal transduction; establishment or maintenance of cell polarity. Gene Ontology annotation, molecular function: protein kinase binding; GTP binding; GTPase activity.
CAGCAGCACGGUGCGCCAGAGAGAGAGAGCGCACAGGCGCGGGGGACGCACCGGGGAGCAGGCACGACGCGCAGAUAGCGCCACUUGUCCCUUGUUUCGUGGGAACCCUAUCGACACCUUCCUACGACCGAGGGCUCCCCCGGCUCGCUUCGCCAGCCGUGAAAAAGAGGGAACUCCUGCACGGCGAAUUUCUGGGAGUACCGCGGGGAGGAGGAGGUGGGGAGAAGGAUGCGGUUCCAGCGCGACUCCGAGCGCCGCGCAGUCCGCCUCCGGAGCUGGUGAUGCCCGCCCGCCGCGCCGGGAUCACCGCCCAGCAGCAGCAGCAGCAACAGCAGCAGGAGGAAGAGGAGGUCGGGACAACAGGGCGUAGGGGGCCGGGGAUGAUGAUGGUGGUGGUAAGGUCGGGAUCAUCAUGGCAAACGGAACCGGCACUAUCAUGUUGAAAUGCGUCGUGGUGGGAGACGGUGCUGUGGGCAAAACGUGUCUUCUGAUGAGCUAUGCCAAUGACGCCUUUCCAGAGGAGUAUGUCCCCACAGUGUUUGAUCAUUAUGCAGUGAGCGUCAACGUCGGUGGAAAACAGUACUUGCUGGGACUGUAUGACACAGCCGGUCAGGAGGACUACGACCGCCUGAGGCCGCUGUCCUACCCGAUGACCGAUGUCUUCCUCAUCUGCUUCUCUGUGGUUAACCCUGCCAGUUUCCAGAAUGUGCGAGAGGAAUGGGUGCCCGAGCUGCAGGAGUAUGCACCCAGUGUCCCCUACCUGCUCAUUGGCACCCAGAUUGACCUUCGUGAUGACCCCAAGACCAUUGCCAAACUGAACGACAUGAAGGAGAAGCCCAUAGCUACUGAGCAAGGACAGAAACUGGCAAAGGAGAUCGGUGCAUGUUGCUAUGUGGAAUGUUCAGCACUGACCCAGAAGGGCCUGAAGACGGUGUUCGACGAGGCUAUCAUCGCCAUUCUGGCUCCCAAGAGAAAGAAGGGAACUCUGAAGAGAAGACUGGGACCUCGCUGCAUCAACUGCUGUCUGAUCACGUGAUGCAUAAACACAGAGAUCAUUCAGCAGCCAACCACAAACCAAACCUGGACUGAAGGCAAAAGACAGACAGAAGUAAAAUGCACCGACAGCACAGUGAGACAUAAGAGACGACUGAAACGGACAAAGCAAGAGCUACAUUUAAGCUGCAGUGCUCUUGGCAGGCCCUAACUCUCUCUCCUGCUUUCCACCACUGGGGUUGAGGAUGCAGUUUUACAACCAAAGGAGCACAAAACCCAAGUCGGUCUCUUCUUAAAGACUUUUAGCCUCUAAAGUACCUUCUUUUAUAACCAUUUUUAAUCAUUUUUCCUGUACAAAAUUGUUGUAUGCUGUCAUACAAAAAAAACUACAAAAUGGCUCUUCAGUUUUUAGUGAAAAUGCUACAUUUAUUGAGUUCAUAUGAUUUUUAUCGUUUUGAAAGUUUGAUUAUUGAUUUGUGAAUUUGAUAUGAUAGAAUCUGAGAGGAAAACUGCAGCUGAUAUAAAUGAGUUGACACUGUGACGGUGCCCAGGAAAUGUUUCUGGACAUAAGGGCCCAGAUUCUACAUUUUUAUCUUCCUACAUGUUGGGGUCUGGCUCCAACUAUAUGUCAUUCGUGGACCUGCAAUUUAAACCACUCCAUAUUUUGCAGUGUGUAGGGGACAGAAGUUCUGUUUUAUUCAAACAACAGAUGUUGGACCUAGAACUUUAAUAUUUUAAAGUUUAAGAGUCUUGUGUUUUUUUGCCUUAUGAAAAGCCCAUCAUUUUAUAGUGUGGCAUGCCAAAUCAUACUGUAACAUAAGACUGGGGCUGAGCGCUUCAUCAGAAAAUGAAAAAGGUUUAUUAUCCAUUUCUAAAACAUAUAUUAUCCAGAGUUUAUGAUUCUCUCUAAACUAGAGAUCAUCCAGUAUGUGCAAAUAUUAUCUUUUGUUAUUUUGCAAUAAUGUGUUAUCCUUUAAUCGCCUUUAAGAAAUUUCAGAAGAGAGAAGAAGAGAGAUCUUGUUUUAGAAAUGAAACUUAUUCAUAUCCAACAUCCAAAGAAUCAAAUGCACACACUUUGAUCAAAAUCAAGUGGCUAAAAUUACCCAGUACUGUAAAUGGAAUGCACAUCAUGAAGCACAGCUACGCCACUUCUCAAUCUCCCAGCACAACGAAGCACAUUUUUCUGCUUUUGCACAAAGUCCCUCUCCCAGUAAAAAAAAGACUGAUUGAAGCACAGAUGACCGCACACUGGUCCAACAGGCAAAAGUAAAGUAUAGCACACAACCUCACCAUCAAAUCCUGCAAACUGGAAAACACAUAUAAAUAGUUUUGAAAGGGAACAAGGAGCAGUUUCAGUCGGUAGCAUCAGCUGUUUGUGAAUUCAAAUUUUCCUGUGGGCAUUUACACAUCACUAGAUCUGAACAGAAACCAUUGUAGUGGAUACUUACAUACAGAAUAGUUGUCACUGAAUAUUUACACUAUGUUUACUCUGGAGUACAAGUUGUAAAUAUUUCGUAUGGUUGACAUCUGACCUGAUACUUAAAUAUUGAUUUAUUUGAAAUAGUCACAUAAAUUGAGAAGAUUUUAAACCAAACUGCACAAAAACAACACAAUACACCACAGAAUAAUCUAGCUGGAGUAUUUGAUGAAUGUAUAAUAGCAUAAAUCAAAAGUCACUAAACUGUAUAAGUGUUAAUCUGACGUGCCUUUUACACACCUACAUUUACAGUGAAUUGGACAAUUUUAAUAAACCCCUUGGUCACAUUAGACUGUAACCUUUGGCAGCUUCAUUAUAUCUCCCAUUGUAACAGUAGCUUUAUAACAUUAUAAUAUAUAGUUUGUAAUGUAGCCUUGCAACUGAACCUAUCUAGUAAUUACAAAGAACUUAACAAGAACUAUCUAACAACUUAAAAAGAUAUAUUUAUGAGCAGCUGAUGCAACUUAGUUUGUAUAAACCAUUUGAACCAAUUACAUUCGGAGUUAUAAGGUCCCAUGUCCCAAUUCAGUUUUAGGAACAUGUAGAUUCCAUAAGUAUUCAUUGAUCUUUGGAAUAAAGUCACAUUCUACAACUUUUCAAACAGAAAUGGAGACGAUAUACUGUAUGGCAUUUUACAAGAUUUAGAGAGGAGGUUAAAACAUCAGUUUUAUGCAACAAAGGUUUGUGGCCUACAUGUUUAUCACACUUGAGGUCAGGAUGAAGCUUUUCUUGCCAACCACACUUCCAAACUAUCAGUUCUGCUUGUGUAUGUGCAUUUGCUAUUAGUCUUUUUUUUUUUACUUAAAAAACAUAUUAAUUAAAGGUGCCAACUCUUGUGAAAUGACUUCUGUUCAUUCUCUUUUCAAAGUCAGACAUGAUGAUUGAUUAAAAGCUUUAAUGUACAUGGUGCUCCUCUUCUCUGUCCCAGCCUGCGAUGUGUAACUGUCUCUCUGAACCGAACAGUGGAUUGCAGGGUGAACGGCCCUCUCUUCCUCUCAGACAGUUUUGCUUGCUUAUGUUGUGUGAAGGUCCACCCUCAGGAUCCAGGACCGAAGUGCCGCAGCCACCAAUGCAUUCUCCCGUUGAUGCUCCCCUCCUCUCAA